This is a messenger RNA of Necator americanus (New World hookworm), 3909 nucleotides long. RefSeq lists its product as uncharacterized. Gene Ontology annotation, cellular component: snRNA-activating protein complex; early endosome; synaptic vesicle. Bases 1 to 3909 code for a protein of 1302 amino acids. Gene Ontology annotation, molecular function: voltage-gated chloride channel activity; sequence-specific DNA binding. Lineage: Eukaryota; Metazoa; Nematoda; Chromadorea; Rhabditida; Ancylostomatidae. The transcript has 41 exons. Gene Ontology annotation, biological process: transmembrane transport; snRNA transcription by RNA polymerase III; chloride transport. The record is from RefSeq and is a predicted model, not a curated record.
AUGCGAAAACUUCUUAAAGAGGAGGAACCAGAGUCGGAGUCGCUCAUAUCAUCUCCCGUACGAUCGGUUCCCUCCUCUACUUUUAAUCGUCGUAGUGUCAUUCAGAUGGAACGACGACAUAGAGAAAUUUCUCUCGACGAAGUUGAUAUGGGAGACCCAGCACUUGUUCAUGUUGACACUACAGGAGGUGGCUACGCUUCAUUCAAUUCUGCUGGCCAUUCUCAUGAUCGUGAGGACGAUGACUAUCCGGUAGACAACGCUCCUCCACUUUUCAGUAAAUAUGGCGAUUUUCACACGAUCGAUUGGCAACGGGAUCUUGCUAGAGAUCGUUUGCGGCACAAACUUAUCGUCAGUAAAAGGGCAGACUUUCCGUUAGGAAUUGUCCAAAGUGCAUGGGAUGCAGGUGCGGGAUGGAUAUGUGUGUUGAUGGUAGGUCUUGCUGCCGGAGCUACAGCUGGUGUUAUAGAUAUUGGAGCUCGGUGGAUGAGUGACCUUAAGGAUGGAAGAGUUUUUAACGAUGAUUCUGACUGCAGUGCUUGGACAGCAUGGCCAGAAAUGCUAGACUACUACGGGAAGAGUCCAUUUUUCUACGUUUUGGAGUUUAUGUUUUACGUUGGAUGGGCUGUACUUAUGGCCACUUUAGCCGUGCUUCUUGUGAAGGUCUUUGCACCCUACGCAUGUGGUUCCGGUAUCCCGGAAAUUAAGUGUAUUCUGUCUGGUUUCGUUAUACGUGGUUAUCUUGGGAAGUGGACCUUUAUAAUAAAAUCGGUCGGCUUGAUUUUGGCAUCUGCAUCGGGACUAUCUCUUGGUAAAGAGGGCCCAAUGGUGCAUCUUGCUUGUUGUAUUGGUAAUAUUUUCUCAUAUUUAUUUCCGAAAUAUGGGAUGAAUGAGGCAAAGAAGCGUGAAAUCCUUAGUGCAUCAGCUGCAGCUGGUGUAAGUGUGGCUUUCGGCGCUCCUAUCGGAGGUGUUUUGUUCAGUUUGGAGGAAGCUUCGUAUUACUUUCCCUUGAAAACUAUGUGGCGCUCGUUCUUCUGUGCUCUCGUUGCCGGUAUCAUUCUGCGUAUUGUGAAUCCAUUCGGAAGUGAUCAGACAUCACUUUUUCAUGUAGAUUACAUGAUGAAAUGGACAUUUGUUGAACUUAUUCCAUUCGCUGGACUUGGUCUAUUUGGUGGUAUUCUUGGAAGCCUCUUCAUCUUUGCGAACAUCAGGUGGUCGCGGUUUCGAAAGACAUCAAAGACGUUGGGAGGGAACCCGAUAUAUGAAGUGAUUGUUGUCACAUUUCUUACGGCUGCAAUUUCAUAUUUCAAUCCGUAUAUGAGAAAGAGCGCAUCGAGCAUGAUUAAACAGCUUUUCGACAGAUGUGGUCCAGAAGACUACAUGAUCAACUUGUGCGACUACCAGAACAAAACAUUUUCUAGUAAUAAAGUUGAUGAUAACUAUCAUACUGGAGUUUUUGGAAGUGGAGUCCAGAGCGCUUUUUGGCAGUUAAUAAUGGCGUUAAUUUUCAAGUUUAUUUUUACUAUUUUCACCUUUGGUAUCAAGGUUCCUUGUGGAUUGUUUGUACCAUCGAUUGCGAUGGGUGCAAUUGCAGGAAGACUAGUCGGAAUGAGCAUGGAAAGCAUAUUCACCUCAUUUCAGACGGAAGGCGGUCACUCAUCGUAUUGGUCUUGCCAAAUCGGGAAGGACUGUGUGAUGCCUGGACUUUAUGCGAUGGUCGGUGCUGCUGCGGUUUUAGGAGGAGUGACUAGGAUGACAGUGUCGCUCGUAGUGAUUAUGUUUGAACUUACUGGCAGCUUAGAAUUCAUUGUUCCUACAAUGGUUGCCACAAUGUUUUCGAAAUGGAUUGGUGAUGCGAUUUGUAAAACAGGUAUCUACGAUGCUCACAUUGAAUUAAACGGUUAUCCAUUUUUGGAUAACAAAGAAGAAUAUCCGUACUCUACUAUUGCUGUCCAGGUGAUGAGACCCUGCCCGACAGCUUCUGUGAGCUCUGUGAAUCAGGCGGAGGAUCAUCACGACCGCAACGAACUUUCUGUCAUAGUUCAGGAUGGAAUGUCUCUCGGUGACCUUGAACAGCUUCUGCGCGAGACUAACUACAAUGGAUUUCCUGUUGUUGUGUCUACAAACAGCAUGUAUUUGGUUGGAUUUGUUACACGGCGGGACCUCCAACUUGCCCUACAUGCGGCGAGGAAGACACAACCGUACAUAGUCACGGAUUCUCUUGUUUAUUUCACUAAUCAAGUCCCAGAGUCAACAGCAGGAGGACCGGCUCCUUUGAGAUUAAGAAAAAUUAUUGAUCUCGCUCCUAUGACUGUUACGGAUCAAACACCAAUGGAAACAGUCAUUGAUAUGUUCAGAAAACUCGGAUUGCGGCAGGUGCUAGUCACAAAAAAUGGUAAAGUGCUUGGAAUUAUAACAAAGAAGGAUAUACUACAGUUUAUGCGAAAUACGCAACCAAAUCGUCAUAGCGAACAGUCGAAGAAAAUGAAAGGAUAUGGCAUCUCGAUGCCUCCGGUGAAUGCCGGCAUCGCUAGCGAUAUGGAGAUGCUUUUGGAGGCUUUCAAAACAAAGCAAUCCGUUCGUCUGAUAAAGUUUCAUGAAGUUGCAAUCGAGUACGAAUUGAGCAGCAUCUAUGCCGGACGCUUAAGUUUGGCUGAACUUAUUGAGUUCGAAGAAUGUUUACUGAAAGCAGCAUUCGCUUAUACAAGUCCGACAAGGGGCUCCAGAGUAGGGUCGUCAACGCCUCGUACCUUAACCGAACGGGUUUUUGGUGUCUACGCAACAUUUGUGCUCUAUUACAGUCAACCGAUCGACUAUGUGUCGAAGAUUCUCGUGACUCCACGUGAUCUCUUAGAAAUGAGGCGUUUUUGUGAAGAGAUUUUAUUGCCUGGAAGACAUCUGGACACCUUCGGAUGUCUUUAUAAACUUUAUGUAGAUGAUGCAUUUAGUAUCGUUGCAUUUGUGAAUAGUUUUGAUCCUAUCUGCCACCGUCGUUAUGACUUACCAAAUUCGGAAGAGGAUGUAGUGGAUGAAGACGAGAAACAUGUCCCAAUUUUGGAAACCACUACACUCUUGGAAGAUCCUAUUCUUAAGACUAUGGCCCAUGUUCAAAAAGAGAUGGAGAAAAAACAAAAACUGAUAGAUGGAUGUCCAAAAGUUGCAGAAACGAAAGAGAACUUUUUGACGAGAAUUAACAAAAUCUACGCUUCGCUCAAGAAUGAAAUCGCCAAAGUCAACACCGGAGAAAUCGAUGAGCCGAGUGAGGAGGCUACAACGAGUACAAGCAAUGAACCACCUACAAAUCCUGACCAGCCCACUACGUCCGAAGGUCCCAGUCGACUAUCGAUCAAGGAUAAGGCGUAUGCUUCUAAGAUUAUAUACUCAAGGAAUCGUCGCUAUGCGGAUCCAGAGAUGCACGAGAAUUUUGCUGAUUUGAUGCAAGAAAAAGAGAGUCCAGAUGGGAAAGAACCUGAAACGCCAACAGCAGAGAAAUCGUCUCCGAAAAAGCGCAAGCGUAAGCCAAAAACCGCCGUUCCGGACGUUCCUGAUUCUGUUGACACCAAUUUGGAUGUUGAGCUUUUUGAGGGGAAAGCUACCGAUCACGAGGCGACUGAGGGUUUAUCAUCGCCGAAAACCCGCAAGAAAAGACCACCUCGUAAAAGUAAAGCGAAAAAAACAGAAAAUCAGGACAACACAAAACCCAAACCGCAAGCGACAGAACAACGUAACGUGCAAGAGAAUCAAACUAAAACUCCUCCGGCACCAUCUGUAGAUGCUGAUUUUGAAGCAACGCUAAAACGAUUGGAAGCAUCGCUUGAAGGUCCAGAAGAUGUUCGUGUGAGAAAUUUAUUCAGAAAGGAUAGAAAUAAGGAAAAGGCCUCAAGGGACAGUGUUUCGGAUUGCGAUCUUUGA